AUGUCGGAACCUUUUUCGUAUAACUCGCCGCCUACGUCUAGUGGGCGACCUACGACGUCUACUGGGCCUCGUCCUGGGACGUCGAAUCCGUUCAGGCAAGGGACGAGCCAAGGUCCACCGCCUACGUACGAUUCGCGGAGUAAUCAGUGGUCGAGUUAUGGGUAUGAUGGUUCGGGGAGGCCGUCUUCGAGUUAUGGUCAUGGAUAUGAUUCGUCCGGGAGGCCGCCGCCUUCGUCCUAUGGUGCUCGACCACCCCCGUCUUCGUAUGGCUAUGGGACGGGAAGUUCGUCGUAUGGUGUUGUUGCGCCUGGAGGAGGGGUGAGGUACCCGGAGGAUGAGUUUGAAGAAGAGAGUGAUGAGGAGGAUGUGUUUGCGUUUUUGCCGCCUACGACUGCUGAUAUUGAGGAGGAGCAGAGGAGGAGGGAGGAGGAGGAGAGGAAGAGGAGGGAGGAAGAGGCGGAGAGGGUAGCUGCGAUGCAGAAGCAGAUGGCGCAGAAGCAGCAGCAGCAGCAGCAGCCGCAUGCGUCGACGUCGAGUAUGAAGCCUAUAACGGAGGGUGACCGUGUGAGGGAUUUGGAGGAGGAGGAGAGGAGGAGGAUACGAGAGGAGCAUUCGUUUGCGUUUACGAUUGAUACCGACGUUACCACCAAACCGAAGAAGCGGCGGAGUAGUCGGGGUAGUGGGGACGGGGAUGUGACUACUGCCCAUCCGAGUCCGACGUAUUCGACGGGGGCUGGGAGGAGGAAGGAGUACCCUCUUACCGCCGAUUCCGAAGAUUAUGGUGGACCGUCUUAUGAACGCCCGCGGUUCACGUAUGAUUAUGAGCCCCCUGUUUCGCCGCCGAGUACUGAGAGCAAUGGGGGGAGUAGAGCUGGGCUUGGGACGGCUGAGAAGGACGGGUUCAAGAUGACGAGGCUUGAUAAGGAUGGGAGACGGAGGAGUGUGGACGAGAGUUCGCGGCGGAAGAGCGGGGAACGUGAGCGGAAAAACAGCGAAGGGCCUGGACAGCAGCAGGACGAUGAAAAGGAUAGGGAGGAUGAGAGUGUUACUGUUGCUGCUUCGCUUGAUGGGUUGGGGAGUCCGACUACGACGAAGGAGGGUGAGCAUGACGGUGGGGAGAGUGAGGUUGCGAAGGAGGAGAAGAGGGCUGUGGAUGGGGAGGAUAGUGGGGGGCAUGAGCCGGGUGUGUUUGGACGGCAUUGGCAGCAUUUCCAGCCUAAUCCUGCGCGGUACAACUCGAAUUCGGGGCCGUAUAAGAGGCAUAGGGAGUACCACUACAACCAGGCGUACCCGCAUUAUGCCAAGAGCCGGGGGUCGUCGAGAGGUGUUGCGUCUUCCAUGGAUGAGCCGAGUGCGGGUGGGAGCAGUAGGAGGAGGAGGAAGGGGAGUAGGAGGGGCGUGAGUCGGCAUCUGCAGCCGCCUGGUACGGCGGGUACGCACAUGACUGCGAUGUCGACUGCUACGAGCGAUUAUAUGGCGUCUAGCGAAUACACGCAUGGGUCGAUGAUGGAUAGGCCGGAUACUGGUCUCAACAGCCUGGGGUAUCUGAAGGAGACGAGUCGGAGCGAGUUGGAUGAGUAUGACGAUGAUGAGUAUGACGGGUAUGAUGGGGAGAGUAGGGAGGGGAGUAUCAAUGAACUGGAGCUUCCCCCAUUCUCGCCUCCCCCGCUUUCGCCUAUUGCUGAACACCCGCCUCCUCCUACAUCUUCGUUUUCGUCUUCGUCGGAGGGGGAGAGCGACGACAAGCCUUCGUCUGCUGGUCGCCAAUACGUUGCUUCCCCGCCACCGGUACCCCACCGAGGGUCGAUGAUGGCUACCCCUUUAAACAUUCUACCUUCCACCCCUUCGCCUUGCUUUGACGGUACUGCUAGUGGUUUCCAGCGCCGUCAUAGCGAUAUCGACUUGAAGAGGAUGGGGUCGCUGACGUGUGAUGAUGCUCUUUCUGUUUCUAGGAUGGAGUUUGAUUUCGAUGCGAUUGAGGACGAGGAUAGCCCGUAUCCUGAAGUCCGAGCUAGCGUGUCGAAUAUCGAUGAUCCUGAUAUGCCUGCGAUGACGAUUCGGAUGUGGGUGGUUGGGUUGGUGCUGUGUAUGGCUUCGAGUGCCGUGAACGUGUUCUUCAACUUCCGGUCUCCAGCGCCGUCGAUUGUUCCACUCGUUCUACUCCUUCUUUCCUAUCCUAUUGGCAAGUUCCUGGCGUUCACGCUACCGAUCACGACCUACCGAAUUCCUCUACCCUACAUCCCGUCACGCUUUCUUCCCGCCUCGAUGCCCAACGUCCUCUCCCGCAUCCUCCGACCACUUACUUUCCCUCACGCCAUCGAGUUCAGUCUCAAUCCCGGCCCAUGGAACAUCAAAGAGCACGUCUUGGUCUACAUCAUGGCCAACGUCGCCGUCGGUUCACCCUACGCGCUCAACGCCAUCGUUGUCCUCGAAGUCUUCUACGAGUUCAAGACAGGCUACUGGUUCUCCCUCGUUCUCGUCCUUGCGACCCAGUUGACCGGGUUCGGUCUGGCUGGGAUGUGUCGCCGGUUCUUGGUCUGGCCUGCGAGUAUGGUGUGGCCGCAGAACCUUGUUGCGUGUACGUUGUUGAAUACGUUGCAUGCUGAGGACGAGGAUGAUGGGAUUGGGAUGCUCGGGGGUCCUACGUUGGAGGAUGAUCCUAAUACCGAGGGUGGUAGGAGGAGGAAGAGGGGCAUGUCGAGGUACAAGUUCUUCAUCUGGACAACGCUGGGUGCCUUCGUGUUCUUCUUCCUACCAGGGUACCUCUUCCAAGCGCUCUCUAUCUUCUCCUUCGUGUGCUGGGCCGCUCCCAACAAUGUUGUCGUCAAUCAGCUUUUCGGUGUUCAGUCUGGCUUGGGCAUGAGCAUGUUGACUUUCGAUUGGUCUCAGAUCACUUGGAUUGGUAGUCCUCUCAUGGUCCCUUGGUGGGCUGAAGUCCAUGUCUUUGUUGGUUUCGUCCUCUUCUACUGGAUCCUUACUCCGAUCCUGUACUACACCAACUCGUGGCAACUCGCAUACUUCCCUAUCAGCGACACCUCCCCUUACGACCGAUUUGGCAACCGCUACAACAUCGGACGUGUACUCAAGCACGACGACACCUUUGAUCUCGAAGCCUACGAAGCCUAUUCGCCGCUCUUCCUCCCUGCCACUUACGCUGUCACCUAUCUGCUGGCGUUCUGCCUCAGCACAUGUGUGAUUGUUCACACUGUGUUGUACCACGGCCACACGCUUCUGAACGGUUUCAAGAAGAUUCGAGUCGAGAACGACGAUAUUCAUGCGAAGCUUAUGAGGAAUUACCCAGAGGUACCGGAUUGGUGGUAUCUUUGUGCGUUUGGGUUCUUCUUUGCGCUCGCGAUCGUCGCUGUUGAGGUUUGGGAUACUAGUGUUCCGGUUUGGGCGCUUUUGCUGAGCGUUAUCCUUCCUGUCAUCUAUAUCCUUCCGAGUGGUUUCAUUUAUGCGAUGACGGGACAGGGUAUCAAUCUGAAUAUUCUAGCGCAAAUCAUUCCUGGAACCCUCCUGCCUGGUCAACCGCUCGCCAACAUGGUCUUCAAGGCGUACAGCGUGCAGACCCUCAGCGAAGCCACGAAUUUUGUGCAAGAUCUCAAGUUAGGCCAUUACGUCAAGGUUCCACCUCGUGCAACAUUCUUGGUCCAGAUGAUUGCGACGACGCUUGCUGGAUUCAUCCAAGUCGGUGUCAAGCAUUGGAUCUUCACGAACGUCAAGGAUAUUUGCGACAAGAACCAGCCCAGUAAGCUCACUUGCCCGCAUAACCAUGUGUUCUUCACGGCAAGUGCGAUCUGGGGUCUCAUCGGACCAACACGGCAGUUCGGACCAGGUUCCAUCUACCACCCGCAUCUCUACGCUAUCGUCAUUGGCGUCUUCCUCCCUCUUCCAUUCUGGCUAUGGCGUCGUCGGUACCCGGACUCGUGGGUCAAGUGGGUCUCGACUCCUGUCGUGCUCAAUGGUGUAUCUUGGAUUCCGCCAGCUACCGGUAUCAACUAUAGCAGUUGGUUCUUGGUGGGCUUCAUGUUCCAGUACCUCGUCCGGAAGAGGAACUUUGCUUGGUGGAGCAAGUUCAACUACGUGUUGAGUAGCGCACUUGACAGCGGCACUGUCAUCGCUGUCAUCGUCAUUUUCUUCACGCUUCAAUUCCCGAAAGACGGAUUCUUCCUCAAUUGGUGGGGGAAUGUGGUUCAUACCAAGACUGCCGACUUCAACCAAGAACCUCUACUGAAGAUUCCUGAAGGCGGUAUUCCCUGGAAAAACUGAGCACGUAUGUGCUCCUCGCUGAAGUGAGACUGUUUGUUGAUGGAGAAGUUUGAAACAGGACAAACCUUCCUUUAUAUUAUCCGCGCUUAUCUCUUCCUCAUUUCCCUUUUGGUAUCGAUUUUGGUGUGCUCUCAGCUUCCUCUAUUUCUCUCCUUCAAUUCAAAUCUUUCCAUAGAUAGGGGUCACUCUCUUCGUUUCCUUCUUAUUGCUUUUUUUAUAGUCCGUUCAUUUUUUUGUCUAUCACUCAACGCCAUUGCGUAUCGUCCGCUUCCCACUACUACCGCCACUCCUUUAUGGUUUUUAACUAUUGUCGAUCUCCAAGUAUUAUUGUUACCUUAUCAUCUUGUCUUGUGUGUUCAAGGGUCGAAUAGCAGCAAUCACAUUUCAUUGAAGUCGA
This is a messenger RNA of Coprinopsis cinerea okayama7#130, 4666 nucleotides long. RefSeq names its product sexual differentiation process protein isp4. The record is from RefSeq and is a predicted model, not a curated record. Bases 1 to 4269 code for a protein of 1422 amino acids. Gene Ontology annotation, molecular function: oligopeptide transmembrane transporter activity. Lineage: Eukaryota; Fungi; Basidiomycota; Agaricomycetes; Agaricales; Psathyrellaceae. The transcript has 11 exons. Gene Ontology annotation, biological process: transmembrane transport.